Molecule: messenger RNA, 2010 nt
Organism: Meira miltonrushii
Lineage: Eukaryota; Fungi; Basidiomycota; Exobasidiomycetes; Exobasidiales; Brachybasidiaceae
Exons: 1
Coding region: 1-2010 (669 amino acids)
Source: RefSeq, a predicted model, not a curated record
AUGAUGGGAAAGACAUCCAACGCAUACGCCAAACUUCCAUGGCUAGCAACAUUUGCAACAUGCUUACAGUGGAUCUCGCUCAUCUUGAUCACUUUGAUCCUAGUUUGUCCAUCACCAUGGGAGCAUAAUUCUGUCUCUUUGUUCGUCAUUACGCCUCAACAAUCCAACACUGUUUCGAUCAGCGUCCCACCUCCAUCUUCGACAAGUUCAAGUGUUUCACCGUCUAUUGCAGCUAGUCAGCCAGCAUCCAACGACCCAGCCUCAUCAACAUCAUCACUUCCAGCACAUUAUCCUGCCAUUCAGACUGCAGCAGCACAAUCAGGUGCAAAUGUCAAAAGGGAACCGAUUGAUGAUACAAUCAUGGCUCAACAACCUCAAAUUAAAGAAGUCAUUUCAAAUUCUUCUUUUCCAUCUCCUUUGGGAGGAGGUGUUAAUGUGACCUCUGUAAACGUAAGUCAAUUGACUGAACCAUCAAGUUGGAUUCAAUUAAGAAUUGGUCCACUGGGAAGUUGUUUUCGUACGGCUGAUGGACGUGAAUCAUGUACACCUGCAAAGCUAGCAGCUUCUUAUCAAUACAAAGGCUUACAAGGGAUUAUGAAUACCACUGCUUCUCCUGGUAUCAACGUUCAAGAAUUAUUGCCAGAUAGUAUGACAUUUUAUGCAACAGUAUUGCUACUGUUGACCAUUAUGCUAUUGUGUGUUUGUAUUUUUACAACCACUCACUUGGUCUUGCUCUUCCGUCACAAUAAGCAAUUACAACAAUCCACCACAGCUUCACAAGCGAUCACAACAUUUUUCAAGCCUACAUCAAUGUGGAAAUCAUUAAUGACAGCAAUCACAAAAUGGUUCUUGAUUGUGAUUGCGAUGAUUUUGGUUGUUGCAAGUGCAAUUCAAAAGUAUCGUUUGAGUAACGCAAAAAAUUCGUUCAAUUCUGCCAAUCCGAUCGCUAAUGGUUCUGUAGCCUUACAAGCUGAUACUGGAGAUGCAUUUGGAUUUGCUUGGGUUUCAACAAUUUUGCUCAUCAUUACAUUUUGGCUGCAAAGGACGGCAAACAGACGUGAGAAUGCAUUAGAUACUGCACGUAAAGAGUUGCAAAAAACAUUACCACAACAUUUGAUCAAUAAUGAUGCGGAUGGUAAGAGCGGUGGUCAAAGUACUUUGAUCAUGUCUAAUCUCUCUCGUUCUGCAACUUUACCACCCUAUACCCCACCUCCAACACAAGGAUCACAAGAACAAGGAUAUUUUCCACAAGAUUCAAAGAGAGGAAAUACGAAUGAACUUGAUUCGUUUGCAUAUGGAUUGCCUUCAUUACAAAAAGCAUACGAAUCUACUGGCAGAUUAAAUGCAGCAAAAUCUUCACCACCAUUUCAAAUGUAUCAAUCCGAAUUCGGUCAUAGACAGCAACAAGCUUUGGCUGGAUCACCUUUACGUCAAAUGAACUCAAUUCCUUCUUCUUCAACUUUGAAACUUCAUCAACAACCGCAACUUGGACAUAUGCCAAGCUUACAUUAUGAUCAAUCAAGUUUUGGAAAUAAUACGUACGUACAUGAACAAACGUACGAUCUUGGAGAUUAUUCAUACAAUACCGAAGUCUUGGCUGAAGAUGGAACUCCAAAUACAUGUGAUUGUUCAUUCGGACGUAAUCGUCUAGAUUGUUCUUAUCAUUCCACAAACACCACCACCGCUGAUAUUCGAAACAGACGUUUAUCCGGACUCUUACGUCAAAAUUCUCAAAAUUCUCAUUCAACAUUUGGUCAUCAUAUUCAAAGGAUUGGUGGUCAAAGUUCACAUCGUCUUGGCGGCAUGAGCUACAAUAGCUCUAGCCCGAACGGUAAAGAAGAUAGAUGUAAUAGUCCUGCACCAAGUUAUUGGACAAGUUCUUCUGCCCCUGCCGGAUCAUCAUCAACCACUACGCCGCAACAACAAGAAUCGGCAAGACAAGAAAAAGAACGUCAAAGAAUAUUCAUGGCAGAAUUAAGAGCACAAAGAGCUGCAAUGCAUAGUCACUAA